AUGACCUCUGCCCGAUCGAGAGUUAGCGGUGAAAGUGAAAUGCCACCGACUGCCGGAACAGUCUCAGAAGCUCGAUAUGCGUUAGCAUUUGAGUCACAACAAAGACAAAGAAAUCGUCCCAGUAUUGAAGGAAAGGAACGGGUCAGCAUAAAGUACUAUGCGGACGCAAGCAUGCCUAUGGCUGGACGCUUCAUUAUCAUUCUGUUAAUAUUCGGUGUCGCAGCGCAUCUUUUUCUAAGCGGUGAUUUAUCGUUUAUCAGUGAUUAUCAUAUUUGGAGGCCAAUAGUUGAAAGCAAUAGGCAAGAAAUCAUCCCUGUGAAUGAUAUCAACAGUAGUAAUGAUCAAAAUUUCAUGAAAAUUCUAUCGGAUGAAAGAAAAUCUAAUUUGACUAAUAUUACUCGAAUUGAUAAUUCAAUCAAUAUUUCUUCAAAAUUUUAUAAUCCCUCUGCAAAUGGUUUACUGAGCGGUGAACUGACUAAUGUUUACUCGACAAUUGAAAAUUCUCUCGCCACUGGUUCAAUAAAUAAGCCAACAAAAACAUUUACAAAGAAUGUCAACUUUUCGAUCAUUGAUAGGAAUAUCCAUAACACAGUGUUAAACAUUUCUGCAGGUGCGCAAUCUAGCAGACGAUUAUUUGGUAACAGAACACUACUGAAAUGUAAGAUUACUCCGGACUUGCAAAUGGUACGACAAAAUUUUAGUUUGGCGAAUUGUUCUGCAACACCACCUGGUUUGGUUGGUCCAAUAAAAGUAUGGUAUGAUGAACCAUCAUUUGAAGAAAUUGAACGAUUGAACUCAAAUUUAGAACCUGGUGGACAUGGAAAACCUAACAGUUGCCAAUCCAGACACAGGGUAGCUAUUGUCGUGCCUUACAGAGAUCGAGAAGCGCACUUACGUAUUCUGUUGCACAAUCUUCAUUCACUGCUUACUAAGCAACAACUUGAUUAUGCGAUUUUUGUGGUUGAGCAACAUGAGAAUGAAACAUUCAAUCGUGCUAAGCUAAUGAAUGUUGGAUAUGUGGAAGCAAUGAAAGUUUACGAUUGGCAGUGCUUCGUAUUUCACGAUGUUGAUUUGUUGGCAGAGGAUGAUCGUAACAUUUAUUCCUGUCCCGAUCAGCCAAGACAUAUGAGUGUUGCAGUCAACAAAUUUCAAUAUAAAUUACCUUACGGAUCAAUAUUUGGAGGUGUUUGUGCUAUUAAAACUGAACAGUUCGUAAAAAUAAAUGGCUUUUCGAACAGUUAUUGGGGAUGGGGUGGCGAAGAUGAUGAUCUCUCAAUGCGAGUAACUUCUGUUGGCUAUAAAAUUAUGCGUUAUCCGUUGGAAAUUGCUCGUUAUCAAAUGAUUACGCAUAAAUCAGAGGCAAAAAAUCCCAUCAAUAAAUGUCGAUAUGAUUUAUUAGCCAAAACAACACUGCGGCAACAAACGGAUGGUAUUUCAUCAUUAAAAUAUGAAUGUUACGAUUUGCGUUUUUUGCCGCUGUUUACACAUAUCAAAGUAAAAUUAUUGGAACAGGAAUCGAAGAUGCAGUUACGGGAAGAAGGUUUCACGAAAUGCUAA
Acanthocheilonema viteae is the source of this 1557-nucleotide messenger RNA. Lineage: Eukaryota; Metazoa; Nematoda; Chromadorea; Rhabditida; Onchocercidae. The record is from the annotation of a GenBank genome assembly.